AUGCCUGUAAAAAGCCAUCAAAGGAUACAAACUCAAACCGACACGGGUCGUAUGAGAGACAGAGCAAACACUAUGACAACAGUAACAUCGAAAAAAACUGCUUCGACAUCGAAACGACUUUUUAUUAGUGGUGGUGGUGGUGCUCAACAUAUACCAACUUCUGGUACAACAAGACUGAGCAGUGGAACGACAUCGCUGACCGUUGGAAUGAAUCCACUUAAAACAAGCAAUUCACGAGGAACGAAAAUAAUAACGGAAGUUGAUGAUACAAAUAUUGAUGAAGUAUUAAAGUUAUCUGAUGUAUCACUUAUACCAGCAUCGUUUCUUACGGAAAUUCAACAAGAUGAAGUUUACGAAACAAUUUUAGAAGAACUUCGGAAAAAAAUGCCAAAUCUUGUUGCUCCUAAAACACCUUCGGUGCACGAAGACGAACAGCAAAAACCAUUUUCACCACAUCUUCUUGCAAUCAACGAUGACAAUGAUACCAGCAAUGAAGACGACGAUGAUGACGAUGUAAGCAUAGACGAUGGAGUCUCAUCAUCACAAUCAAGUGACAAUAAUCCUCGGUCGUCUCAUGAAGAUUAUGAUACCGAUAUUGAAACAGAUUCUGGCGGACAAAAAGAUCAUGACCCAACAGGUAGACAAUUAUAUCGUGAAUUGUGUAAAGAAGGAAGUUUAAUACCAUGCUCAUAUUUUCUGGCGCAUAUACAAGAUAGUGAAAUGAUUUUACGCUAUCAUCAAUUCAAUACAGAGGAUAUUAAAGCUAUAACGAAAACACUUGUCACGAAUCUUAGUAUUGAUCAUCUUUACUUGGAUGGCAACUUUUUACAAGAACAAGCAACAAAAUAUAUUACACAAUUGAUUUUAACAAAUGAUUCUAUUACAGAACUCUCUCUUGCUGAUAAUCGACUCGGCGGUAAUGAAGGUACAAAAGAAAUAUGUAGAAUGUUAACAUUAAAUCGAAAUUUAAAAAAACUUAAUUUAUCAGGAAAUAAAUUCAAUGAACUUGAUAUUACACAAUUAAUCGAAGCAUUUGAACAAAACAAAAUACUACACGAACUCGACUUGAGUCAUAACAGUUUUGGUGAAGCAUGUGGCAAGGUGCUUGGUACAUUUAUCAGUAGUAAUGAUUCAUUAGAAUCAAUUGAUUUGAGCUGGAAUAAUUUUCGAGGACGAAGUGCGAUUGAUCUUGUAAAUGGAAUUAAAGAAAAUGUUCGUUUGAAACGUUGUAAUCUAGCAAUGAAUGGUUUAGGACCUGAUAGUGGACAAAUUUUAGCUGAUUGUAUAAAACAAAAUAGUGCAUUAGAAGAAUUAAAUCUCAUUGGAAAUCGACUGAAUACACCAAAUGCUUUUGCUAUUGCUCAGGCAUUAUCAUCGAAUGAUUCACUCGAAAUUCUCAAGCUUGACAAAAACCAAAUCAAUUCCGACGGUGUACUUGCUAUUUUUCUUUGUAUCAAAGCAAACGACACAAAUUCAUUACGUGUAGUAGAUUUUGCACAUACAGUAGUUACUGAAGAGACGGUACUUGCUUGCGAGGAUAUUGUUAAAUUAAAAAAUGGUCAAUUUAAAUAUUUGAUUGGAUCAAUAACGCCAAAAAAACUUCAGCCAAACUCGACGAGUGAAUGCUAUGUGAAAACUAAUGAAGAAUUACUCAAUAAACUACGUUCUACUGCAGCAAAUGUAAAAUUUAAUGUUGACUGA
Rotaria socialis is the source of this 1701-nucleotide messenger RNA. The record is from the annotation of a GenBank genome assembly. NCBI's taxonomy places the organism in Eukaryota, Metazoa, Rotifera, Eurotatoria, Philodinida, Philodinidae.